GCGAGUAAUCUCUGCAUAACAGAUGCAGAAACACUUCACUAGGAGAGCACAGACGGCACAAGCUUCAUUGAUCUUAUUGUCUAUUGCUUUUUAUAAACUUCCAAUUGUUUCUUGAAUUUACACCUCUGAUCCUGACUCAGGUGUUUAUUGGCGAGUUGCCUCAGGACUUCUUGCGCAUCACUCCCACUCAGCAACAACAGCAGAUUAAUUUGGAUGCACAGGCGGCUCAACAGCUACAGUACUCGGGAGCAAUGGGUACAGUUGGACGACUCGGCAUCACCGUGGUUCAGGCCAAGCUUGCAAAAAAUUAUGGCAUGACUCGGAUGGAUCCUUACUGCAGGAUACGUUUGGGAUAUGCAGUGUAUGAAACACCCACAGCACAUAAUGGAGCGAAAAACCCGCGGUGGAAUAAAGUGAUCCAGUGUACCAUUCCUCCUGGGGUGGACUCUUUCUACCUGGAGAUCUUUGAUGAGAGAGCUUUCUCCAUGGAUGACCGCAUCGCUUGGACGCACAUCACUAUACCUGAGACGCUGAAGGAGGGAAAGGUGGUCGAUGAAUGGUUUAGUCUGAGUGGGAGGCAGGGGGAUGACAAGGAGGGCAUGAUUAACCUUGUGUUGUCCUUCUCGUCCAUGCCAGCAGCAAUGAUGAUGCAGCCUCAACCUGUGGUUUUAAUGCCUACAGUGUAUCAACAGGGAGUUGGCUAUGUGCCCAUUGCAGGUCUUGAUUACUUAACUCUGGGUAUGCCAACAGUUUACAACACUGGGUUACCUGUGACCGCACCGCCUCCUGUGAACCCCCAGCACCAAACCAGCGAUGCUGACCUAAAAGCCCUGCAGGAUAUGUUCCCCAUUAUAGACCCUGAAGUCAUCCGUACUGUUCUGGAAGCCCAACAUGGAAAUCGAGAAGCUGCUAUCAACUCCCUGCUCCAGAUGGCAGAAGAUUCAUAGUGUCUGUCUCCUUUCUGUAUGCCAUCCCUCGCUGAUCUUUUGUUUGACUUGUCAAGGUGGAAUUGUCAUUCUGUCCUUUUCCAACCUUUGAGAUAUGCAGUUAUUGCUGCUCAUGUGUGCUGACUGUUGAUUGUGACCUUCCCAGCUUCUCAAGCAGUUCCUGAAGUUGGAUGUUGCUUCACAUUCCUUCUACGCAAACAGUGUACGCAUUGACGAAAAUACAAUUUUCUGGAAUUUACAUGAACCCACAGUAGACUUAUGUAUGUUCUGUAUUAUGAGUGAGCUGUAGAUUUUAAGAUGCUUGACAGAUUCUUUCCUUGUAAUUAAUUAAUUGUAUGCCUACUUAAAUUAGCAAUCCUGCUAAAUUAAUACUGCUAAACCAUUUUGCUGAAUAUUAACAAAAUGCAUAAUCCUAAAUCAUUGCUUGCUACAGCAGCUGUAAUCAUACACCUGAAACAGAUCAUUUUAUUGGCCCCUGGGCAUCUCCAGUGAGUGGCUGCAUGUGAAGUAAUGACUGGUUGUUAAGUUCUUCUCCACAAAAUUUGCAUAGUACAAAUUCUUUUAAAGUCUAUUGGCCCUAUUAUCUUUGUAGAACACUGCAUAGGUCAAAGCAGAUUGCUAAACCACCAGUGGAAAGAUAUGUGCCUAUGCUCUACCAGACUUUAAGUUUGAAAUCGGUAGCCAAGGAUGGGUGUGGGUUGUAAGAUAAAAAUGGCCUUGUUUGUCUGGCUGUGUGACUGUAAUGUAGUCUGUUUAAAAGUUACAAAGUGGAACAAGAGGUGCAACAAGUUCAAAAGGGGAGUUUGGGAACAUUUAAAACUGAGUAUACAACAUGGUUGGAAGGGGCAACAUUGAAAUACUAAGAGUGACCGCAAUAGAAGCAAUCAACAAUAUAUUGACUUUGUAAUGUGCCACCUAAUUAAGUCAAUUUACUUUUUAAUUGAAACCAUAAAGUCAACACAACACACAAAAAAAAGCUUAGAGUGGCUGAUUCAUUGAUGAAUGAUAUUCACAAUAUUAGCAAUUUUUAAUAAAUAUACCGUUUGAAUAUAUAUUCUAGUUAAAAUUGCUAAUAUUGUUACUCGUUAAUAUUCCCCCAUUAGUGUGAGUGUGUGGUUCUAUUCUAUUAACCACUUUUGUGCUGGGACACACGUCUAAACUCACUGAUUUACACAAUUUCUGGUCUACAAUGAUGCACUUUACCAAGAGAUCCAUAAUUUAAAUAACUAAUUGGGCUUACGCAUUAGCCCUGAAUAUUUAAAUAAAAAUUGUUGUAUUUUAUGCUACCAAAAAAAUUCUAACUUUUCUUUUUCAUUGAACUUGUUUUUAAGUUAAUGUAUGGAGUACUCUCAAGGAAAAUAAACCGCUUGAGAAAGUUUGUUAUAUAUCUUUAAAUUUUAUUUUUGUAUUCAACCCCAGGUCCUUGUUUUACUUGUUUGGGUUGCACAGACUACGGUAGUAUAGUAUGUUUCCAGAAAAUAUAUAUUGUGUGCAUGUAUUCUGUGAUAGUGCAAUAGCGAAGUCGUUUUUUUGCACUGCUGUCGAUGAACUAUACAUCGGUUUGUGAGAUGGCAUAACAGACCCUUUUCAGAUGCAAAUUGUGUCUACCCAUGGUAUAGAAACAUAUGAAAUGACCUGUGAUCUGUCUAUAUAGGUCUACAGACCAUGAGGUGUGGGCCUAGUACUGUGUAGGAAACUUGAUACUUUACUAUAAACAUAAUCCAAAACCUGUAUGUACAAUGUCAAACAAGCUAUUCAGUUGAGGAAAACUGUUAAUUACCAUUAAGUACCACUUGAGUACUAGAUGGAUAAUUGGUCUUUAUGACAUUAACAAUCAAUGAAAAUCAAAAUCCUCCCCAGAACAUGGUCAGUAUAAAAACAGAAAGUUGUGCAAAAGUAGAAAGGGUGCCUUCAGUACCCAAAAGAAAACCCAAAACUGCAUGCAGCAUCAGUCAAGGCUUGAAGCAGAUACAAAAACAGGCUCAGGUAGAAGAGGUUAAUGUGUUGGUGAUAGUGUCACCAAAAUAUUAAAUAAGAAGUGAAACGGCAAAAUACAAUACAAACCUUUUGGGCAGAAAGCCAUUUGUCAAUGUACAUCUGCUCUAAGAAUGUCUUGGAAUGCAGAAUCCUGCUGAUUGCUUUACAAAUGUAGACUAUCAACGGAGCUUAGUAGGUGAAAUAAAAGCGUAGUUUUUAAGACCAGCGUGUUACCUAAUGACAUUCAUUUGUUUUUCCUCAACAGUUUGUUGUUUUUUUUUAUUUCUUUUAAUGCUUCACUGAAUUUCUUUUGCACCUAUAAUUUUGUUGUUUGCCGGUGUGUUUUUUUCCUCACCCUUAUAUCAUGAACUUUCUGUUGUAAUUCACAAUGUGUCCAUUUUUCUAUUAUUCAUGUUGCCUGUGAUACUCUCAUAAAGCUAUAUAUAUUUU
Molecule: messenger RNA, 3374 nt
Organism: Pelobates fuscus (common spadefoot toad)
Lineage: Eukaryota; Metazoa; Chordata; Amphibia; Anura; Pelobatidae
Gene: TOLLIP
Product: toll interacting protein
Exons: 7
Coding region: 252-947 (231 amino acids)
Biological process (GO): ubiquitin-dependent protein catabolic process
Cellular component (GO): cytoplasm
Molecular function (GO): ubiquitin binding; ubiquitin conjugating enzyme binding
Source: RefSeq, a predicted model, not a curated record